This is a messenger RNA of Nicotiana tabacum (common tobacco), 1598 nucleotides long. The record is from RefSeq and is a predicted model, not a curated record. Lineage: Eukaryota; Viridiplantae; Streptophyta; Magnoliopsida; Solanales; Solanaceae.
GCUUGAAAAGCAGAUAUGGGUGCUCCAUUCUGCUCCCGUUUUACGUCUCUCAAAGUCACGCCCUUUAUUCCCAGCUUAGCUCCGGCGAUUCAAUUAAGUUUCACAACUAAUCUCCGUCCCUUAAACGGUGUCGUAACAUCUAGAAUGGAAUCAACAUCCAUUUCUCCUUCCAACAACUCCAGCGCAAUCACCACCGUCAGCGCCGUCGCUGCCGGCGGCGACACAACCACAACCGGUAACAAUAGCGCAGAGGAUAACUCCGUUUCCGACACAGUGGUUCAGUACGUUGUUCUAAGGAGAGACUUAAUUGACACGUGGCCGUUAGGAAGCGUGGUUACGCAAGGCUGCCAUGCCGCCGUCGCCGCCAUUUGGUCCCACAAGGACGAUGCCGUUACUCUUCAAUAUUGUAGCCCUUCCAAUCUCGACUCAAUGCACAAGGUAGCUCUCUAUAACAAAUGCUGAUUGAACGAGCAGUAAUUUUUACACUGUUUCAUCUUCACUAAAGGAAUUCUAUAUUAAUCUUCCACGAGUUAUGUUUUGAUAAUUACUUGGAAUGGAAGAUAUCUAAUUUUUGUAAUUCAGUUAGUAAUUGCAGUUGAAUUAGCAAUUAUUGAACUGCUAUUGUAUGAUAAUAUGAUGGUGUGGAAUUCGAAACUAGUAGUAUAUGAUUAUAAUUAUAGUUGGCUGUAAUAACUGAGUGUGAAAGUGCAUCUUUUAAGUGCUCAGUGAGGAAUGUAUCUUUUUUCUUUUUGUUGAUAACGGUGGUGUCCAGGCCAGCUUGCACACGUCUCGAUUAUUCCACCGGGUGCCUGCUGCCUUCCACCAGCAUAGGUACUAGGUAACUAUACCCACCAUGGUUUAAACAAAAUGGGAAGAAAUCACCUAGUUUCUUGUCUUUGGUAGAAUUAGUCUCCAAGUUUCUUACCCACUUCAAUGACUAAUAGGCCACACCUCUAGAUGUAGUGAGGAAUGAAUUUUUGAUUUUCAAUUUAGAUACUAGGAGGCUAGAAUUUCAUUGGUUGAAUGGGUAGCAAAUGAAAUGGAUGGAUAAGGUUGAUUGAUGCGUUGUGUUAUGUCAGGAAAAGACCAAAGUGAAAAUUGCUUUUACACUUGUUACAGGUUGUGUGGUUGAUGGUCUGGUGGAGCUCCUCUGUGAUAUAUUGUCUUAAGGUGUAUCAUAGUUUCAAUUAUCAGUUGUGGGAAGUUAAAAGAGCAAAUUGUGCUUAGAGAAAAACAAAAGCCAGAUUGAUGCUCUUUUAGCUCCUUAACUGAAUUAGUGAUUGCUUAGGUUAGUAGGUGAAGCAUGAAUUAUGCAGAAUUUUAUAUGGAAGUUUCCUGGUGCCUGCUUUGGAAAAUUGAGGUCAAUAAAUGCCAUUGGACAUUUCUAUGGAGGUUCUAAAUUCUAGCUUACUUGUGGUUAACUUAUAUUAUGCAAUGAGCUUAUUUGUAAGCAACUUCCUUGUUCAGGAUAUAUUUUUCAGAAUGACAUCCACUUCUGUUCUACAUCAAUGCGUACCAACUUAGUUUAGUCCUUGGGGUAUAGAGAAAUUUAGGAAAGAUAAAAGAUUCAAAAUAUUAUUGCAACUUUCUCUCUUGGC